UCAUUCAACGCGGAGUGCGAAGCGCUGGCACUGCCUGAACUGGGGUUAAUUCUAUCAAAUUUCGUAUCAAACUUUUUCUCUUCUUGUUUGCUUAACCCCCAACUCUUCACUAAAAACCACCCCCCUCUUCUUUAUUAUCGGUUAAUGUUGAGACAAAUUGCCGUGAAGCGUGCUGCGCCUAUAUUAGCUCGCCAACAAUUGAAAGUUAUUCCUACUGUAGCACGUACCUUUGCUACUGAAGCAACUCCCGAUCCUAACGCAAACCCAAUCACUGGAAAGACAACUUUCGGUGGUCUUCAUGACGACGAUCGUAUCUUCACCAACGUUUAUUCAAAGCAUGACUUCCGUUUGAAGGGUGCCAUGAAGCGUGGUGAUUGGUACAAGACUAAGGAAAUCCUCCUCAAGGGCCACGAAUGGAUUCUCAAGGAAAUGAAGGAAUCCGGUCUUCGUGGUCGUGGUGGUGCUGGUUUCCCUACUGGUCUCAAGUGGAGUUUCAUGAAUAAGCCUUUGGAUGGCCGUCCUCGUUACCUUGUUAUCAAUGCUGAUGAAGGUGAACCUGGUACCUGUAAAGACCGUGAAAUUCUUCGUGGUGAUCCCCACAAGUUGAUUGAAGGCUGUCUCUUGGCUGGUUCUGCCAUGAAGGCUAACGCUGCUUACAUUUAUAUUCGUGGUGAAUUUUACCAAGAAGCCACUAACCUUCAAAUUGCCAUUGAUGAAGCCUACAAGGCUGGUUUGAUUGGUAAAAAUGCUUGCGGAACUGGAUAUGACUUUGAUGUUUACAUUCACCGUGGUGCCGGUGCUUACAUUUGUGGUGAAGAAACUAGUUUGAUUGAAUCUAUUGAAGGCAAACAAGGCAAGCCCAGAUUGAAGCCACCAUUCCCUGCUGAUGUUGGUCUCUUUGGUUGCCCUACCACUGUCACCAACGUUGAAACUGUUGCUGUUGCUCCUACCAUUCUCAGACGUGGUGGAUCUUGGUUUGCCAGUUUUGGUCGUCCCCGUAACUCUGGUACUAAGCUCUUCUGUAUCUCAGGUCAUGUCAACAACCCUGCCACUGUUGAAGAAGAAAUGUCUAUUCCUUUGAGAGAAUUAAUUGAAAAACACUGUGGCGGUGUCCGUGGUGGCUGGGAUAACUUGCUUGGUAUCGUUCCCGGUGGUAGUUCCGUCCCUGUUCUUACCCAAGAUAUCUGUUCAGAUGUUUUGAUGGAUUUCGAUGCUCUUCGUGAUGUUCAAUCUGGUCUUGGUACUGCUGCUGUCAUUGUUAUGGAUAAGAGUACAGAUAUUGUUGCAGCCAUUUCUAGAUUUGCCAAGUUUUACAGACACGAAAGUUGUGGUCAAUGUACACCAUGCCGUGAAGGUACUAAGUGGCUUGAAUCCAUGAUGGACCGUUUCGAAGUCGGUCGCGCUAAGAGAGAAGAAAUUGAUCAAAUGUGGGAAUUGACAAAGCAAAUCGAAGGUCACACCAUUUGUGCUUUGGGUGAUGCUGCUGCAUGGCCAGUUCAAGGUCUCGUAAGAUCCUUUAGACCUGAAUUAGAAGCUAGAAUUGAUCAAUUCAACAAGAGUUUGCAACAAUAGGAGUUAUUCAGUUAGAAAAUUUGGAAAAAUAAAUAAAGGUUUUUAAGCAACUUGUACUU
This is a messenger RNA of Gilbertella persicaria, 1631 nucleotides long. RefSeq names its product NADH dehydrogenase flavoprotein 1. The coding region runs from base 145 to 1572 and encodes 475 amino acids. The record is from RefSeq and is a predicted model, not a curated record. NCBI's taxonomy places the organism in Eukaryota, Fungi, Mucoromycota, Mucoromycetes, Mucorales, Choanephoraceae. The transcript has 10 exons. Gene Ontology annotation, molecular function: 4 iron, 4 sulfur cluster binding; NADH dehydrogenase (ubiquinone) activity; FMN binding.